Messenger RNA from Porites lobata, 11136 nucleotides. The record is from the annotation of a GenBank genome assembly. NCBI's taxonomy places the organism in Eukaryota, Metazoa, Cnidaria, Anthozoa, Scleractinia, Poritidae.
UGGGCAGCCAUAUUGAAAUUUUGAUGAAUCUGCUAAGGUUAAGUUGGCGGCAAAGAUCGGUGAAGUUGCAUGCCGAUUGACAGUUUUUCGUGGGUGACUUAAGCAGUUUAUGCGAGAUGCCAAAAUAUUUACGGCUUGUUGUUGUGGGAGGAAGUUGUGUGGGAAAAACGGCAGUAAUCGAGCAGGCAGUCUUUGGAAAUCAUUCACCAGGACAGGUCUGUCUACAGUACUUUCAUCUUACCUUAACUUGUUUUUCGCAGAGAGGUUAGGUAUUUAUGAGACAUCCCAAUAGUCAGUACCCGGUAGUGGUUUCAUUUCAUAUAAGAUACAGAUAUAUAAACAAGUGACGUUUGUUUACAUCCCGGAGUAGUCAGUCGAUAAAAAUCGGUAUCGAUAAAAAAUCGAUAGCAAUCGAGUGAUUUUUAUCGAUUGAUAACGGAAAUCGAAAAUCGGUAAAGUAAAUUGCUGUGUCAAAUCGAUAUUAUCGAUUUUUCAUGAUUUUAACGAUUUUCAAUGGAAGUCCGACAUUGUUGUUUUUCAGCAUAUUAAGUUAGAUAGUACAGCUGAGAAUUAAAACACAUCCAUGAGAAACAACUGAUCAACAAACAUGAAAAUAAGAAAUGUAGAAACUAUAACACACAUAAGAUAUACCUGCCAACUUUUUCUGACAUAUAAGCAGGAGAUUUUUAUCCUGGGAGUGCUGGGAUUUUUGAAGAUGACACGAUCAUUUCUGAAGAUUCCCGAAGAAGUCCGAAGUCCUCCAAAGACGCCCAAAGUCUUCCAAAGACAUCGGAAGUCUGCCGAAGGCGAAGUUAUCAAAGUUAUCCUACUCCCAGUCUUAGGAUGCAUAUAAACGCGAGCUCGCUCCCAGUGCUUUUCACUUCGAAGUCAGAGAUCGCGAGGAAGGUAUUGUCAUUUAUUCAUUUUACACAUGGUUUUCUUUCCUUAAAUGGGUCUGAGUUAACAUAUUUUUGGAAAUUGUGUCAAGCAAGACGGCAACAACUCACAUUUUUCAAUCAGGCGUGAGAAAUUGGCCCGCAAGCGUGAGCCGGCGUGAGAUCGCAGUUUUCAACCCGCAGGCGUGAGAGUUGGCAGGUAUAAUAAGAUUCUCUCUAAAAACCCUUUUGUACAUAAUAACAAAAACGCAAGUAUCACGAGAAAUACAACCUCAGAUAAAAGAUUUCCUUUCCUGAAUUUUCAGGCAUCCCCUAGAGUCGUAGUCUGAAUUUUAUCCAAUAACUUUGAGUUGUUAUUACUCCCUCAGUAACGUCUGAAUCAACCGGCCGUUAAAUGCUGUCCAGUGACAUCACCACUCCUUUCCUUUAAUUCAUGCAAAAAGUAAAACACGAUUUUCAAGUGGCAAACCAAGAAAUAUCGUUUGGAAAUGUCUACAUGAUACAGAACAGCUGACACAAUUGCUUUACUCUUUUUGAUCAUAAUUCAUGUUUAACAUUCAAACUAUCAACUGCAUGCAGUACUCUGAACCAGUUGUAAUUCAAACUCGGUCACAAUCACACAAUGAAAUAUAUACACCCACGGAACACUUAGUUCAAAAACACAACAUUUCCCUGUAAUUGAAAAGAAGCUAUUUGGUUCUUAACAAAGAAAACAAGGAAACAAGAGCAAAAAGCUAACAGAAUCAUUACACUUGAUGGUGGAAAUAGCAAAAAGAUCAAAUGACAACAUGAUAUUGGUCUCAGAAAAUUUGCAUCAACAAAAUUACUACAGAAACCACAAAGCGGCUCUAAAUGAAAAACCCACCGACUCUCCACAAUGAUUCUUCAUUCGCAGUUCAAUUUAGCAAUUCAGUUUCAAAGACAAGGGCAAUUUUGCUGUUUACAAUAAAGAUUAUCGAAAUGUUUGAAGUCCACGUAAGCAUCCUGCCGAUGUGAUCCUCUGAAUAUCAAGAGACAAUCCUGUUAACAUUUCUCAUAAUUAUACAUAAUUAUGCAAAUAUUUAGACAAUCAACCAAUCAAAAUCACUACCCAGUUUCCGGUUAGUAGCGACAUCACUGGAUGGCAUUAGCAGCUGGUUGAUUCAGACGUUGCUGAGAGGAGAAAAUGACUCGAAGCAAUCGGAUGAAAUUCAGGCUACUAGAGUUGAAGGGAUGCCUGAAUUUCAGGCUAAAAGAUUUCCUUAGAUUAUUUUUCACUGUUUUCCGUUAUCAAUCAAUAAAAAUCACUUGAUCACUAACGAUUUUUAUCAAUUUCGAUCGUUAUCUACAUGUAUAGGCUACUCCGGGAAGUAACUACACACAGAACUGACGUUAUUUUGAAAAGGUGGCAGAUCUAAAUACAAUUGUGAAAAACUGGGCGCCUACAAACCUCGCCGAUAUCAGCCAUCAGAAAAGACUUUAAACCAGGUUUUAAAGAAAAGAUAAGAUUUUUUUAAACUUUUUUUUAAAAAAGUGAUAAGUGAAUUCUUGGGGGCUGCACUCAAUUUUAGAAAGAGGCAGAAAAUUUGUCGUACCUUGUAUAUGUCCUCCAAAAAACAUGAAAUUAGGCAUUUUCACAUCGCAGUCGUACAGUGAUGGCAAAGAAAUGUACCAAGUAGUGUGCUACACUUGCGAAGUUUUUUUUUGCUUAAUAAACCUUAUUACUUAUUUAAACAUUCUGUUGUCAUGGCUGUUGUCAUUGCUAAAGGUGCUGAAUGUUAUUGUUUUUAUUUUCAGCCAACAUUUCAUACUAUUGAGGACAUUUAUGAAGUUCAGUUGGAUACUGACAGAGGGGUUAAGGAGAAGAUAAGAAUAUUUGAUACUGCUGGUCUGGUCAGUGAGUUGUUUAAUAAUAACCUUUCAACCCGCUGCUAAAUGUCAAAAUCUCAAGAAAAAUUUUGAUUUGAACGAAUAAUUAACAACUCUUUUAAAAGUUAGGCCUUGCAGUUAGAUCUCACAAUAGACUGUUUAGCUUGAAUUUUUUCCCAAUGGCAAUUCAGACCACAUGGUGUUCUCCAGGCAACAUAACUUUUGUCUAAUUUCAUAAGUUAUGCAUGGAAUUACAUAUGCACUUGCAUACACAUGCAUAAGAUGACACUUGAAAGAAGCAGUUUUCUGGGGUAACAAAACAUACAAGAUACAAAAGGUCUACUGGAUGCCACAUGGAUAAGACCUGUUUUGUUUUCUUGUUGUAAGAAGGUGUUUUUAUUUUUUGGGCAAAAACCUUGCUAACAGUGGCUCAGGUAAACGUUUUUGAAAAGUUCGCAAGAGCCAUACAUAUGGAAGUGAUGGCAGAAAUAUGAAUUAAGCUAAAAAUAGUAUGCAUCAGCAGAAUUUGUAUACCUUUUUUACUCGGACCUAUUUAAGCUAAGAAAAUGGUAAAAGGAAAUUAAAUGAUAACAAAAAUACCUUGCACCUUAUCAUCUUAUUAUAAAUCUAGGAGUUUCCCUCCUAUAUGAUGAGAGGAAAAAAUAAAAUAUUUUUGUUAGAUCAAUAAAUACCAGCCCUGAAUUUUUUGUGGCAGCAUUGAAGCCAAUGAACACAAUAAAUUAUCGUCUUUUAUUAACAUGCAUAUGCUUAGCCUUGGGCUGUAUUUCCUUCCUUUUCCCCGUUAGGUCUUACUAUGCUGGACUGAGGAUAGCUCCCACCAUGUAACCCUCUGGGGACUUCUGUGCAAAGCUUUCCCCUCUUCCACAAGUUUUUCCAAGGCUGAGUGGGAAGUGUGGAUUUUAAAGUGAUGUGCUUAGAAUUGAGUGUAUAAAGAUGAGAACAGAGCUCAAGUGGGAGAUGAUGAAUCAAACACAGAGCAUGAGCAGGAAUUGGGGUUGGGGAGUGAUAAAAUACUAAAUUCCCCAGAUGAGUGAUUGUGAGGGACUGGGCGUGAGACUGGUGGAUGGCAUUAUCGUAAUUAUUUAUCAUACAUGUAUGACUGGUUUUUGAAUAUAUGAAAUAUUGUUUGUACUUUUUUUUUUGUAGGAUGUAAAUAAUGGGGAACUUUCUAAACAGUAUCUUAAUUUGGCAGAUGUAAGUAAUUUUAUUGUUUGACCAUCAUCAGGAAUGUUUUUCACAUACUGCUGAAACUCCACUAAUGGACACCACUUGCUUGCAGACACCUCCUACAAAUAGACACCAAACUGUGGUGCCCACAAUUUCACUGCAGCGCUAGCAUAACCCACAUUAAUUUUUAACUUCACUUUAGUGAACACGUUUUGUAAGUGGACUCAGACACCCUUUUGAGGGUGUAGAAACUAAAAUAACCAGUGGAUAUACUGAAAGCAAAUCAAGACAAAGUAAAUCAGACCUAAUUACCUUAUCUCAAGGGUGUCCAAGGACAAGAGACUGGAAUGUAAUUUCCUAAAACGUUUUAUCAAUGACUCUUUCUUGCACAGGGAUUUCUGCUUGUGUUCAGUGUGACAUCCAAGAAAUCCUUUCUGCAAAUUCAAGCCAUCAAGAAAGAAAUUGACAAGAGCAGAGGAAAGGAUGUGAGUAUGUUCAAGCUUACAUAGCACGACUGUACAAUAAUUAGUCUUACUUUUUAAAAAAAAAUAGCAUUAAGCAAUGUCAAAGAAUGAGGAAAUUGCUGUUCUCCAAGAAAACACCCCUAAGAUGAGAAAGUGAUCCUUUGAACCCAAUGUGCACAUUCAUGCACAUAAAGUCUCCUGAUUUUAGUGCCCAGAUCACCUGAAAGAAAUUUACAUAAGUAAUAUGUUUCAAAUUGGUGGUAAAUUGAAGUCCUCCCACGAAUCUUUGUUUUUUUGUGUGCUUGUUUGUCCUUUGAUUUUUUGUACUAUUAUUUGUGGAUGUAAGGAUUUUAGGCUUGUAGACAAAUUGAAGAAACAUGGCAUUUGCAUCAAUAUUCCCAGUGAAAGUCACGGUGAUAGUUAUUCAGGCUUUUCCUUGCCGUAAUGAACACCUUGAAAUCCUGCACCCUUAGUAGAAGAAAAAACAUCACACUUUAUUAGGCAAGUGCUGAUUUACUUGGAGCACUGUUAGGAAUUGGCAUGCCCUGACAAGGGAACAAACAGUUGCUGAAUAGAGACUUUUAGGUUCGGGAACGAGAACAACUACGAGUACGAUAUUUGGCUGAAAGUUUUUUUGCGUAUUGUUAAAAUAUACACCCCUGCCCCCGGAAAGCUUCAAUUGUUGUACUUUUUUUCACCAAAAAAUAAAUAGUUACGGUAGCAAUGUUAGCUUUAUGAAAGGGGGACGAGGUGAAGCCCUCUCCCGAUCGCAAAAUGGUAAAACUUCUAACAUCUGAUAACUUGUUUCUGCAACUAUGACAUUCUCGCUAAACCUCGAGGUAGGAUGAUAACGGUUAUCACGUUUUCCCACCCAAAUGACGUUGGCCCUCAUGUGAGUACUAUUUGGUGUAGAAAAUAUCUCGUACUUGUAGUCAUCCUCGCCUUAGAGUCUAAAGGUUUCUAAUAAACAUUACCUACUAGGUUGUGAAUACCUUUUAUCAGUCCAUUACCAUCAGUCUUUGGUUGUUUUUUCGUCUGCAUCCAUGCUGUUUGUUUUUUUGUUUUUAUUUUCUACCUUUUCCUUUUUCAACAUAAUUCAGGGGCACCCAACGAGAAUAUAGCCGGUUCAAAACCAUUUAAACAUAGCAUUGUUAAACGUAUUUUAGUAUUUAAACAGUAGAUAAUUAUAGGCAGAUUUUUAUCCCCUAAAAAUUCUUCAUCUGUUCGGAUUUCCUAGCAGAAAGUUUAGUGAUCAGAAAAUUAUAGGGAUCAAAACUUACCUUUUCGAAAAUUUCAGCCAUAAAAAAGGCUGCCCAGCCGAUAAUUCUAGGUGACCUUUUCAGGGUAAAAAUACGUUACAAAUGGCCAAUUAUACCGUUUUUUAGAUGUUCGAAAAUCCUAGGAGAGGGAGGCAAGCAGGAAAUUUUACAACAAAUGUUCCGAAAAUUCUAGAUCAAAAAUCGUCUUCUGAACAGAUAUUUUCCGAAAAUUGACGUUGGGUGCCCCUGAUAAUUACCUUGAGUAAACUGCUAUGGGCUCUUUUACUCUUCUUGCAGCAACUUUACCUGUAUUUUUGUAUGGGUAUCCUGUCCUGAUAAAUUGCCCCUGAAUAAACUACUGCCUCGUCCGCAUCUUACAAUUUGUACAGGAGAAUUGUGCUCGCCAUAGGAGGAUACGUGUACCAUGGCAACAAAAGAUAUAAAUAGAGAAUCAGUGAUUAAUUAAAGUAAUUAACUAGUUCUUUACUUUAAUUAAGUAAGUAAGAUAAGGAGGUAGAACAAUCAAGUACUGGCAACCUAGUAGCUUUUAUUGUGGCCACAAUUAAGGAAAGAAACGGUUUGAAGUAAACAUAAAUCCUACCUGGCCAGAGGCAAACCAUUAUUGGCUACUUACAUGUACAAGUAUGAUCAAGGGGUUAAAAACACAGGAAUGACUCUAGCAGUCUAGCGGUCAUUGUGGGACUUGAAAUGUGUGGCCGACUGAUUUCAAGUCCAUCAUUUUAACCACUGUCUUGUUCAGUUAAAUUCGUCCAACAUGAAGACAUGAAGGGGAUGGUGCUCUUCUGUUGUUAAUAUUUUAAUUAUAAUUUUGGUAAAAUGAAUUUGAUCAAAUUCUUUGAUUGCAGUUUCCAAUGGUUGUUAUAGCAACAAAAACUGAUAUUAAGAAAGAGAGGGAGUGUGAACCAAUCGAAAUCAAAAAGUGGGCCGAGACAGAGAAAGGUAAUGUACAAUUUUUAGCUUCAGCUUGCGAACAGUUUUGAAGUUUUGACUCAUAGCACGUGACACGCUCUCUUUCAAUCGGAAAACGUGCUCGAGUUGGGAGGUAUAUUACAAAGGCCCUUGACACACACCAGUCAGCAAUUAGAGAACGACUGAUACUCAGGCUAGAGAGCCUGCCUCAGGUUGGGUAGGCUGUGCAGCGUACAAAGAAAGUCGUGUGUGUUAGCCCGGGGCUAGUGGAUUUUGCAAUCGGGCUAGUGAAUUCUGUUCUUAACUUACCCGAAGGGCAAGUGAGUUUUUUGGGAAAUUCAAAUUACAGAAGAACUGUAAUCAAUGCUGCUUAUCAAAAAAUUUUUCGGGCUAGUUAAAAAGGCUCUUGGGCUAGUACAUACGAGCAUCAACUUGCCCGCAUGGCAAGCCGUAAAAAUGAGUUUCUUUGCACCGUGCUGUCAGGCUCUCAGAUAGUAAUAAUACAAGCCAAGCGAAUUUUUUACUGCACGACUGCCCUACUAUUUUGGGGCCUGGAACAGGCCACACCUUUAUUAGCUGGGCUAUUUAGUGUUACCCUCAUAUUUAGUGUUACCACGGCUUAACCUGAAACCUCCAUAUGCCUCCAGAAUGUCUCACGAAACUUAAAAUAUGAGAGUCCCACAUGUUCACUAUUGCUGGUGUCUUUUUGUUUCUUUUCCAGUUCGGCUUACAGAAUUGUGUGUUGGUGACAGGAAAGCACUUCAGGAACCUUUUGUUUGGAUAACUUCAAGAAUGGUUUCAUGUGCUGGUGAGGAUACUAUAUUCUUUUUAUUUGAGGAAACUAACGAAACCACGGCAGCAACGGAAGCAAAAAACGUCACAAUAUGGUGAAUUUACGUUCUUUCAAACCAAUCUAAGUUCAAAAAGACAAAAAAAAAUUGUCCUUUCAUACUUUUUAGCGAUUAUGCCAACUCGUUCACUUAACUAAGGAUACAGGUAGAUACUUAUCAUUACAGGUACAAAAACCUAUCCGAUAUGUAACGAUCGACGCUGUGCAGCAUCGCUCCGUUGCAGAAAUCGCUCCGAAAUCACCAUUCUUAUUUGGAAACAAAAGCCUUAUCCGAUGUGAUUUUCGUGCCUGCGCAAAAACUAUCCCGUACAGUGUGAACAGAGCCUAAAAGUUGGGAAGUUAAGGUUUGAUUCAGUUGCAGCAUACUCUUAUAGCAGUCACGGUUCACUGGAAUUUUUAAUUUUUUUGAGCGUGAGAGCAGUAAAAACUGUUUGGCAGGCUAGUGCGGCGGCUUUCUGGUAUGGUUCAAAUGAUUACACCCUAAGUUAGAUUAAGAGAGAUGACCGUGUCUGAGCUCAGAUAGAUAUUGUCAGUGUCUACCGUGAAACGUAGUGCGGGUUUUUUUCGGUGAACCAGUCAAAGUUUACCUCCUAAUAUGGAAUUGCUGUUACGUGAGACGGUCGCGUGAGUGCUUGGGAAAACCUUGUACCGCGAUGGAAUCGAAGCUCUGUAAAGAACAAUUACAGUUUUACGAUGUAAAAUACGACCAGAAUGGGAAUGUUAUUCCCACAGUGGCCAGGAUUGAUUUCCUCUGGACAAAACGAAGUCGACUAAUCAUGAUAAGAAUCUUACAGGCCUGCCUUAGCUUAUUGACGAAUGUUGCGCGCGGCGCUCAAAAGAGUUUGCCUGUUGCACAAACCAUAGUUAUACCUCAUGGUGCACCAAGACUCACUUUGAGAACGAGGCUAAAGGAAAUACAGAAAUGGCCUUUGAGAGCCUGUUUACAUGGAGGUGGAGGACCCUAGGUAGCUGAGAUAACCCACGUAGGUGGGGUAAUCCGCCUAUCCAUAUAAUUUCUCAUUUUAAUUUGAUCACGUUUACCCCCUAGCCGGGGUCGGAUUCGUGUUACGUCAAAUUCGCGCCAAAUUUUGCAAAGCCUUUGGCGGAGGCUUUGCAAAGUGACAAUAGAAAACCACAGCACCGAAAGUUUGUCUUACGUGCAGGAAGCGAGAGGAGAAGAACAUUAACCGUUUGCUCGCCAUGUUUUGUUUGUUCACCUUCUUAGCGACUAGUUAUUAAUCUUGAGAAUGUGCACCCCGAAAGGCGGGGUUGUAAGAUUACAUGUCAACGCGGGAUAUUUUUUUCUCCCCGCUUAAGCAGGUUACCUCACCUACCUGGGGCCUCCCACCUUCAUGUAAUCAGGCCUUUAGUACUUUUGUUCUAAAUACAUGGACACUUCAUUAAAAUAGUUUUGAACUGACUGAAAACAAACAUAUAACGCCUCAUUUUAGGUAAAGGAUACCUUCAGUCUGGCCAUUCUGAAAUGAAGCGGUUUCUUUCCAUGCGGAAGUCCAGCAAAACCGUGUUUGUAUCCAGAGACUUUGGCCUUGAUGUCACCAAGGAGUAGAAGCCUCACACAUUCGAAGAUCAUCAAAGGUAAGAAAGAGUUCGUAAAGAAUUACUUCGAGAUGAGCCGUGAUUUUUAUUUUGAAUGUCAAGUUGUUAAAUCCGCUUUUAGAAAAUAUACGGGCGCCCGUUCAUCCUGAACUAAACCAAAUGCUCGAAUGGCUUUUUAGAUAUGUAGUUUGCCGGUUCCACAAGUUACGAGAUGCAUUGAUGUAAUUUCUCUUGAUCUUUGGUGUUGUCUAUACUAAUCUCGAGUUGUCCCGCAAUGCAUGAGCUGUUUCUUACUGACCUGGCGAGUUAGAACCGCCUUUGCUUUAUUUCUGAAACUUCUACUACAUGGAAGAAAAACCGGCUUUCGUCUGAUGAAGUUAAGAGAUUCAUCAGUGGAUGUUCUCGAGUCUCUGUUUUAUCGACUAAGUUGAUAAGACUAAAGCAAGUUAAUCGUACCUCCCUCAUCCUUCGAAGUGACACCACAGUUCCUUUUGAAAACAACCACUUCGUUUAUUUCUUCUCACUGAGCCGAGAUCGAGCAGUCAUUCUGAUUCUGCGUUCUUUGUGGUCAGCGCGAUCGAGUGCUCUGGCUAUUUUUGAAGUCGUUGGAAAUCCAGCCCUUUUUCGUUAACAUUUCUGAGUCUGCGCAGGAAGCCAGAGCCCUCGGUGGCCUUGGUGGCCAAAAGGAUCGUAACCUUUUUGUCCGUUAUUGUAUCCAGAGUGUUCGUUCUCUGUUUUUUGGCCGGGAAACAUCAGUCCUGGUGAAAAGAAGGGGCGGGGGGGCUACCACAGCUUUCAAUUGAAGAUAAAGUUAUUAGAGUUUGCAGACGUAAAUACUUGAAGUUUGUUUCAGUUGUCGCGUUCUCAAUUGAUUUUUGCAGGGAACUAUCCGAUUUUGCAGCCGCUUGACAACCACAGCGACCGACAAUGCAGUUCUGGAAGUUUUCCAACAAAAGGCACGGCAUGAAAAUUGUUUCUUUCUGGACAGAAUACGUUUUAAUCGUUCACUGACGAAAAUUAAAGAGAGAAGCCUUUCCGUGUUUAAUUGUGGUCGGAUUAUAACCAACUCUUCUGCAUUGCGAUCGUAAAAAAUAAUCCAUGUAAUGUAUGACAGUGCGUAAGCUCUUGAUAUGAACAUAAGGCAGACUAUCUAUAUAAUACAUCCGCUGUUUAUGAAGACUUUAUACCAUCGACAGCGUGCCGAUCACUUCAAAGCGCUUAUCAAACGAGGCAUGAACUCGGGGGGAUAUGACAAAGUGAGUAAGUGAUGCCUGCGAGCAAGCUCUCCAUAAGGGGAAUAUCGUGAAAGUCAUGCGCGAGCGGUACACGAAAGUAGGCGCGAGAGCGAGGGGUGAGGGAACUUUGCAGCUCACUCGCGCGGCCACUCGCGUAUUCUCUCGUGGAUCGCCUCGCUUGCCACUGGAAAUUUAAAGCUUCUUCGCAAGCUACAAUGAGUUCUGCCGAGUACUGCAAAUAUAAUCAAGUUGUGUAUAUUGAAAUGAGAGAAUUGACUCUUUUAAUUCACAGACAUAGUCCGCGAAAUAAUGACAUUUGUAAGUUAGAGACUGUUAAGUUUGACGAUUUUAACGUUCUCGUAUUUUUUUGGAAUAAACAGUGUAGUUUUGACUAAAUACGGACCCUUUAUGUGGCCCGUCACUUCUGUUUUCGUAUUUUCCUUGUUCCACCAAAGAGCGAUCGCAACCGAUGAGGGUGUGUUCGAUUGAUCGUAUUCCGAAGCAGGAAUAGGUGAACGAUUUGUUGCAAAUCUCUUGUGCCAUGAUUUUUGAACCAUUUGAAUGCUGCAUACGUCGGAAUAUUCUGUUUUCCUUGAGCUGAUUACUCGGCGUGAUUGGAAUGCAGUGAAAGCUAAAACAAAUCAUUUCUAGAGUUUAUUCUAUUUAUUCUUAUUCUGAAAUAUAGUCAAUCGAACCACCCGUAGUUUUCUACGCCAUUUAUCAGCUUAUUUGCUGUAAUCAACUUUUAUUUUAGUCCAUAGUUCUUGGACGCUUAAUUCAUAAGCUUUCUAGUUUCGUACACAGGUAACCCAGGCUCUGUAAUAGUACCACAGUACGGUUCCAGUAAAAUUACAGUGUUUGUAUGGGGUAAAAAUAUCAUCCUAAAAUUUCUAGGAAAUACUAAAUAAA